Messenger RNA from Cryptococcus amylolentus CBS 6039, 1599 nucleotides. RefSeq lists its product as hypothetical. Lineage: Eukaryota; Fungi; Basidiomycota; Tremellomycetes; Tremellales; Cryptococcaceae. The coding region runs from base 1 to 1599 and encodes 532 amino acids. Gene Ontology annotation, biological process: transmembrane transport; carbohydrate transport. The transcript is spliced from 10 exons. Gene Ontology annotation, molecular function: carbohydrate:proton symporter activity. The record is from RefSeq and is a predicted model, not a curated record. Gene Ontology annotation, cellular component: membrane.
AUGUCGUCCCCUGUGGUGAUGUGGCAAUCCAUCCCCAAUGCUGUCGACGUGACACCUUGGCCCAAGAAUAGAGGCCUCUUUCAACUCUUUUACUACUUUUCCAUUCUCUGCGUUGGUGAAUUACUCAUCGGCUAUGAUGGAACCAUCACGGGAAGUCUGCAAGCCCUUCCAGAGUGGAAAGCGGACUUGGGUAAUCCUGACGCAAGCAAGAUCGGUCUCUUGAACGCUGCCGCUUUCAUCGUCGGUAUCUGCAUGGGCCCUAUCAACUCCUGGGUCGUGGAUCGCUUCGGGCGCAAAUUGCCCAUUCAAUGGUUCUCUAUGACGAUGAUCGUCGGUACAAUUAUCGGCUGCAUCGCUGGAGCCAAAGGCGGUCAAACUGGUUACGCUCUGUUUGUGGCUUCACGAGCGGUCAUAGGUGCUGGUAUUCCACCAUUCUUGAUGACUGCUUUGAUCUUGAACCAAGAACUGUCUCACCCUCGAUAUCGUGCACUUUGCUCAGCUCUGUGGGAUUGCGACUUUAUCCUAGGUUCGACCAUCGCCAGUCUGGUUACUUUCGGCACUAGCCACAUCACGGGCUCUUGGUCUUGGCGAGUACCCUACAUCCUCCAGCUUCUUCCUGCGACCUACAUGCUAGUCGCUGUUCAUUUCAUGCCUGAAUCCCCUCGUUGGCUCGUGGCCAAUGGAAGGGAAGAGGAAGCUUUUGAAUUCUUUGUCAAAUACCACGGCAACGGCGAUCCCAACGACGAGCUUGUCGCUUUCGAGUGGCAGGAAGUCAAGGAGACGAUCGCUCUGGAAGAAGCCAACAGGCGCCGCAGCUGGGCUGAAGUACUCCGCAUGCCGGGCAACAAGCACCGGCUUUGUCUUGCGGCUCUUAUGACCUUUAUGCCUCAAAUGAGCGGUUCAAACAUCAUCUCAUACUACUACUCUGUUGUCCUUACACAGUCUGGCAUCUCGGGGGCCGGUAAAAUCACUGGUAUCGGUGCUGGGCUCAACAUGUGGGGCUUCGUCUGUCAGGUUGGAGGGGUGUGGGCGCUUCACUCUUGCCGUCGACGGACCAUGGUCCUCUCGGUCUGGCCCCUUCUCAUGAUUGGCAUGGCAGCUAUGGCAGCAUCUAACGGUGUCUUUCAAGUGUCAGACCAGAGUAACCAUGCUGCAGGGGUUGCAUCUGUUGUCAUGGUAUGGCUCUACAAUGGCCCUGCAAACUUUAUCUCGCCCUUGUUCUACUCGUAUCCUGCCGAGAUCUUGAGCUACUCCAUUCGGGGUAAAGGAAUGGCGGUCUGGAAUACUGUCAAUCAAGCAUGGGGCGCCUACGGUUCCUAUGUCAACUCUAUCGCCCUUGCCAAUAUAGGCUGGAAGUACUACUGUGUCUUCAUCCCGAUCCUUGCGGUGCAGUGGGUCGCAGCGUACUUCCUGAUGGUUGAGACCAGAUUACUCACUCUCGAAGAGAUCGCCAUCGCUUUCGAGGGUGCCGACGCUGCUGUGGCCGUGGUGGACGAGCGGCUUCGAGGCUCGGACGACAACAAAAGUCAACUGGCUGCUGAUGAUGAGAAGAAGAUCGUGUCUGAAGGCUCAGGCAACGUUGUCAUCAGCGAGGUGUAG